Molecule: messenger RNA, 399 nt
Organism: Penicillium atrosanguineum
Lineage: Eukaryota; Fungi; Ascomycota; Eurotiomycetes; Eurotiales; Aspergillaceae
Exons: 1
Coding region: 1-399 (132 amino acids)
Source: RefSeq, a predicted model, not a curated record
AUGAGGGUUCUUCUAUUAGGCGGUACCGGCAAUGUUGGAUCGCGCCUUCUAUCUGCUCUUAUUCAGAGAGAACAUACGGUUUUCGCGUUCGUACGCGACCCUUCGAAACUAGCUCCCGGUGUCCAAGACAAGCUCGCAGGUAUUAGCAUAGGUGAUGCCAAAAAAGCGGCCGACAUCAAAGCGGCAGUAACCCAAAACCGAUGUGAUGCAAUUGUCAAUACUGCGGGGCUGGCUGCGAUGGCGCCCUGGGGCAAAAGCGAUUUGCCUGAUAUCGUGGAAGCUGUAACCACCGCUGCGCUGGAAGCGGGUCAAGAGCGGGGAAGCCCCCUGCGCGUAUGGUAUCUCGGAGGGCAAAGCAUUCUGGAUAUUCCCACCAAAAAGUGCAUGAUUAUGGACUAG